ACAAUAAAACAUAAUACCACAAAUUUAAUAAUUAUCAUUAGUGAUUACAUUAUCGGAGUUUCAGAAAUAAUAAUCAUAAAGUUUAAUGCAGCGGAAAUAACUAACGAAGAAAACCGAGUAAUCAUGGCGAAGCCUGGCCACGCUACUCCUCCUGGUCCUCUCCUGUGGAAGCAAUAACCCACUCGACCGUCUAUCCCGGUGGCAGGGAUGAAGGCCAAGUCACACCAGCAAAAAAUCAUCCUAAGGAGUACCUUUAAUUUAACACUUAGGUAGUGUUUGCUGGGUGGCACUCGCUUGGCGAGCAUCCACUGGUCAAGUUCAUCCUUCCUUGGGUCGUCCACCGACUGCACCUUGUGGGUGGCACCACAUCAAUUGCUCGAUCAUCAUCUCUCGGUCCUAUGAUUAAACACUUAGCAAGUUUCUCACCACAGUUUUCGACGGCGUCGCGGAUGGGCUGCGCAAAACAGCGAGCACAUGGCGGACGUCGACGGCGCGCUGUCCAUGGGACUCCACAAAACAGCGAGCCGGCAGCGCGCGAAGUUGGGGCUGCGUAGAUCGGCGGUGGAGCUCGCUGCUGGAAUUUUAUGGGCGCCCUGGACAGCGAGCUGGGCGGCAUUGGCCUCUCGCCAUGGGUAGAGCUCGGAUGGGGGAAAAUGUUGCCAUGGGAGGGGAGUUUGGUUGUCCUCCAUGGCUGUCCAGAUCUCAGGCGCAGCAGGGAUUGUUCUAGGCGCUGAAACAUGGAGAGGAGCAAAGGGAGGAAGGGGGAAGAUUGCAGGGCGUCAUGGGAGGAAGAGGUGGGCGAGCUGCUGCUCGCCGUGGACGACGGCGGCUCGCUGCUGCUGCUGUUUUAUGGGGAAGAGGGGAGGAGAGGGGCCGGGGCGGCAUGGCUCCUACUGCUGUCCAUGGAAAAAUAAAAAGGACGCAGGAACAGCAGGGGAAGGGAGGUCGUCGGCUGCACUUGUGCUCGUCCAGGGGAAACAGGGAGGGCGCAGGAAGGGUCGAGCCCAUGGAGGAGCAGGGCGUCGCGCCCUGGCUGGAGAGCGCCUGCUCCAAGGGAGCUCGGCCAUUUGCAGCAGUGGCAGGGGGCAUCCAUGGCGGCUGGCCGAGCAGAGGUGUCGGCCAUGGGAACUGCUGGCAGCCAUGAAGCAGAAAGGGGGCGCUGAGAGGUGAAGCUGCAGGGGGUGGCGCCAUGGGAGGUGCUUCGAUGCGCUGGGGAAGAAAGGGAGGACGCCAUGGCUGCUGGCCGAUCCUCCCUGCUGCUGGCGUGAGGGAGAAAGGCUGCUGGAAAAUGG
Messenger RNA from Zea mays, 1292 nucleotides. The record is from RefSeq. Lineage: Eukaryota; Viridiplantae; Streptophyta; Magnoliopsida; Poales; Poaceae.